Molecule: messenger RNA, 4144 nt
Organism: Solea solea (common sole)
Lineage: Eukaryota; Metazoa; Chordata; Actinopteri; Pleuronectiformes; Soleidae
Gene: sh2d3cb
Product: SH2 domain containing 3Cb
Exons: 15
Coding region: 671-3148 (825 amino acids)
Biological process (GO): small GTPase-mediated signal transduction; positive regulation of peptidyl-serine phosphorylation
Molecular function (GO): guanyl-nucleotide exchange factor activity
Source: RefSeq, a predicted model, not a curated record
CAGAACCAGCUCCAGGUCCAUGUCUCCUUUGAUCAGCAGGCCUUUGGCCACCAGGCUGACGCGCGUCACGCCACACAGCACCAACGUACGGUCCAACCUGAGGACAGAUGGACGUCAGACAGUUUACAGCGGCUCACAGCGUGGAAGUGAAGCGGUGAGAGAAGCGGUAGAGGCGGCAAACAGUCCCGAGUCCCCGGUGAGCUGAAGCCCGUGGAGCGGAGGAGGAGGAGGGGGUGAGCGGAGCGUUCAGCCGCGCAUGCGCACACUUAGCGCUACUGCGAAACAAAGAUCGUCAAAUGAAUCCGCUGCAGAGUGACACCUCUUACCUUUCUAACAUCUCUAAGGUGCCAAAACACAGAAGAGCAGAAGAUGCAGAUCAUCUGCACAGCAGCAGCAGCAGAGGCAUCAAGAUGAAAAAGUAACAGCUCAGCGGGGAAAGGCAUCACUGAGGUGCUGUGGAGCGAUCAUUUUUCAGGCCUCUGCUCUUCUGACAUUACCGUGAGCUAGAAAACAAGAUCUCAAGUGGUUUGGUAGCCUCACCAAUCUCUCGAUCCGCCGCUCGCCAUCCAAGACCAGCACCAAAACAGCCCAGGAGCAUGAUGGGAGCCGUGAUGGGAGGAGCCAGGGCGGAGCCCCAUCAGCACCAGUGGAUGACCAGUCAGUGGACGACAUGGCGCCUCGCCUGCACAGCUCCAACUACGCCUGCUCCAGUGACAUGUACACACAUGUGGGCACUGUGCCCCGCAGUGAGAAGAGGAGCUGCAGGAGGCUGAAAGAAAAGAAGAAGAGCAGGAAGGAGGAGGGUGAGGGGGUGAAGGAUGGGCAGAGCCAGUGGAAGGCGAUGGAACGUGUCCAAGACUCCCCCCUGCUCGGUGCUCUGUCCAGCCUCAGUCUCACCACUGUGGACCAUAAUCUGUCUAUGUCUGCACCAGUCACUCCAACACCCAGACGGGCUUCACCUUUGACCUCGGCUCCUGAAAGCCGCUUCGGUCAUUCUUCAAGAGACCACGCUCCGUCCAUCAGCAGACAUGCUCUAGAGAUUGGUAGAUGUGUGAAAAACCCAGCAAACAUGGCAGCUCAUAGUCCCAACAUGGUUCCACAGGACGUUUAUGUGUCAAUGGAUCCAAUCACCAAUGAAACUCACAACCAUCUGGACGACAAAUACGGCAAAGACGAGAGACGGCGACUUCUUACAAGUAAGCAGGAAACCAAAAAUCCUCCACGGGAUGCAGAGGAUGUUGACAGAGAACAUGAGCUCACGGGCAGAGGUGGAGAGUAUGUGAAGUUCUCGAAAGGUAAAUUGUGGUUGGAGCCACCAUCAGAGGAGCAGAGGAAGCAGCUGGAGGAGGAGCUGAGGCUGAGUGGCACAAACCUGAGAAGCCAUGCCUGGUACCACGGGCACAUUCCCUGGGAGGUGUCAGAGAGCCUGCUGGUGAACCAAGGCGACUUCCUCAUCAGAGACUCUCAGUCCAGUCAGGGUGACUUUGUCCUCACCUGUCACUGGGAACAGAACAUGCGUCACUUCCUCAUCAGGACGACAGCAGUUCAGUCCAGCGAGACCUUCACCCGGAUCCAGUACAGCUUAGAGGGUGAGGCCUUCGACACGUUACCGGCCCUCGUCCACUUCUACGUGGGCAGGAAGACGCCUGUGAGCCGGUGCAGUGGCGUUCAGGUUCACCAGCCGGUGAACAGGAUGCUGCCACUCGGAGAUCUGGAGACAGCCUUUGGCACCGCUGCCAGUCCACAGUCCUGCCAGCGAGGGCUGAGUAAUGACUGCACAGGUGGAGGAGAAAAGGUGGAGCAGAGGCUCCGCCCAUGGAGUCCGUCCUCUCUCCACCACAGGGAGACAGACAAAAACCAAGUGCAGGAUGAGCAGACUCAGUUGGCUCCUGAAGAAUCCGUCCCAUCAUCUCUAAACAGCAUAAACACCUCACAGUCCAGAAGCCUGUGCAGGAGCCAGACGGGCAGCGCGGUGGGCAGUGCGGUGGGCAGCAAGGCCCCAUUUCCAUCCCUCGCCAGGUGCCCACAUAUCGUCCAACCCACAUCCUCUUCGAACAGCACCCUCCCCUUGUUCCUUCCACACCUGAACCAGACCCCCGCCUCUAAUCCAGAGGGAAGCUGCUACACUGAGCUGUACCUCGGCCCACAGACUUAUGUGGAGAGGCUGCGGGAUGAGAAAGACUCAGGAAACGUGCACUUCUCACCUGUGGUGGAGGCAGUUUCUUCUUUUGGUCCGAGCAGGUACAAGUCCCAGCUGAUACCUAAGGAGAAUAAACCACUGGAGGUGGGCAUUCUGCGAAGGGUUAAGGAUCUUCUAGCUGAAAUUGACCCCAGGGCGGCGGCCAAACAUAUCACCAAGGCUGACUGCAUGGUGGCCAGAAUUCUGGAGGUGACACCAGAGGUGCAAAGGAUGAUGGGAGUCAGCUCUGGGAUGGAGCUACUCACUUUGCCACAUGGUCAUCAGCUGCGACAAGACCUGCUGGAGAGGUUUCACACCAUGGCGAUCAUGUUGGCUGUAGAUGUGUUGGGCUGCACAGGGACGAACGAGGAGCGAGCCGGUCUGCUUCACAAAAUCAUCCAAAUCGCCGCUGAACUCAAGAACACCAUGGGGAACAUGUUCGGCUUCGCAGCCGUCAUGAGGGCCUUACAGCUGCCACAGGUGUCCCGUCUGGAGCAGACGUGGGUGGCACUACGGCAGAGACACACAGAGGGCGCUGUUCUCUACGAGAAGACUCUGAGGCCAUUUAUGAAGAGCCUGAAUGACGGCAGAGAAAGCUGCCCCUUGUCAAACGUCACCUUCCCCCAUGUCCUCCCACUCCUGUCUCUGCUGGAGAAGACAGUGGCAGUGGGUGAUGGCACGGAGCAUUGGGAAGUGGCAGAAGCCAGCAUGGACGCGGUCAUGUUCCACUUGGGAGCAGCGAGGACUAUUGCACAGCUGGGUGGCAUCUACCGCUCUAAUGCUGAGAACAAACUUCAAGGUUUCCAGGAGCAGGCGGAGGUUCAGGAGAUCUUCCUCACCGACUUCCAGUUGAGGUUGCUUUGGGGAAGUCGGGGAGCUACGGAGAACCAGGCUCUGCGAUACGCCAAGUUUGACCAGGUGCUGACCGCCCUGUCCAACAAACUGGAGGCUCCUGUCAGGACACACUGACCCCAGAGCUGAGUGGACUGUCAUAUUCUCUCUUUCACUAUCCUGUCCUACAAAAGGUCCUACAGUGUUCUACGGUGUCCUACAGUGUCCUACAUCCUUGACGGGAAAAGGGACAUUUUUUUUUUUGUUAAUAAAAUAAUAAUAAAUAUUUAAAGUGAUAAGUAAGGUUUUGUGUGGUUGUAUAAAGUAAUGACUCAUAGUCACAGGAAAAACAGAUUAAGGAGCGAUUGUUUAUUGUUGCCUCUUUUCUUAAGUUUGGGUAAAUCUGAAUGAACCAAAACAAUACAUUUAUUUUAUUAUUAUUAUUAUUAUUAUUAUUAUUAUUAUGAUUAAUACAAUUAAAUCAUAACAAUAAUAAUACGUUUUGAAAUAAAGUACUGUAAAUAAUUACAAUAAUAAGGAAAUCCAGGGGAAGUAAAAAAUUAUAGUCAUCAAAUAAUCUCCAAACACAAGAAGAGGAAGACAACGACAACAGAGAUGAGCGACGUUGGAUUAUGACAUCAUACAACAAAAAGGUGACUCAGGGAUCAUAAAAUGUCGUAUCCAUGGAGAUAAAACGUUGAUACAAUAAAAACGGUUUCACUUAGACUUGCUUUGGUGUGGACAUUGACUGCAUCAUGUGUAGAAAACACUAAAUAUUAUCCUCAUGAAGUUUGGACCCUUGUUUAUUACAUUAUAACUUUAUGUAUUUAUGGCAAUAGGGAAUUUUGAAGAUUUGCCAAAUAAGAACAAAUGACAUACUACAGAUUUUUGUACAACCCAGUUAUAAGUGAGUGUGUGCAUUUGUACAAUUACAUUUAAAUGUGUUUACCAUGAGGAUUUUCUCAUUGUGAUAAAGAAAACACCUUAUUACUGUUUUUAUCUCUAUCUCUCACAGCCACGUAAUUUCAGUAAAAUGAAAUAAAGCGAGGGAAAUUAAAAUUAAAUCACAUUUUUACCACCUCACAUAGUAUUCUUGUCUAAUAUGGUCUAAUAUAAUAUAAUAUGAUAUAAUAU